Pocillopora meandrina is the source of this 846-nucleotide messenger RNA. NCBI's taxonomy places the organism in Eukaryota, Metazoa, Cnidaria, Anthozoa, Scleractinia, Pocilloporidae. The record is from the annotation of a GenBank genome assembly.
AUGUUGCUGUGGUUGGACAAGAUGAUUCGUAUGGAAGAAGUGGAGCAUGGGCAGUGGUUAGCGAAAGUUCGUCAAGGAAGAGCUCGUUCUGUAUUGCUUUUUACGGAGUUUAUACGCCUCGAAAGUCUGCAUCUGAGUGUUCAGAACAUAGUUCAAAAGCUUAAACAGAUGGACAAUGUCAAAGUUGUGAUCUUAUGGUUAUACGAGAAUUACCAAACGAAGUUUUUGGCAGAGGUUCAGAGGCAAAACUUAACUGGACGUGUGUGGAUUUUGAGUGAGAUUCAUUUAACUUCUAAACUGCCAGUAAAAGGUAUUCUCGAGAGCUCUUUAGGAUUUCAAUUCCAUAAAUUCAGCGACUCUGGCUUCAAGGAAUAUUUAAAAGAAAUAUUGGUCAAGGAGAAAGACGAUAGAAGUUUUUCUGAAUGGAACCACAUUACAAGCGAAAAAUGGAAGUUCUUGAAGAACAUGAAGUGUGUUCAUCGCCAAAUUGAGCAGUGCUCUAACGAGUUGAUUAAAGAAGUCUACAGCCCCUAUGUUCCGUACAUCAUUGACACCGUAUAUGCAGUGGCACACGCACUAGAUAUUUUCAAUCGAAAUUUUAGCUAUGACGAGACCAAAGAUCGGGCGAAAUUGCAGAUAGCCAAUAGUUUUGACGUGCAGAAGCUUCUUGGCCGCGUCAGUUUUGACGGACUAACUGGAAAAAUCAAGUUCGAUCAAUUUGGCGACAGGAGCUCGGCGUAUUACGACAUUUUCAGCUUUAAAAAUGUACCCAAUGGAGAUGUCGAGAGCGUAGAGAUGGUGCUGAUAGGAGAAUGGAAAAUUCACAGAAAAACGAAACUCGCUUGA